Myxocyprinus asiaticus (Chinese sucker) is the source of this 2572-nucleotide messenger RNA. It is a transcript of the gene ezrb, whose product is annotated as ezrin b. Gene Ontology annotation, molecular function: cell adhesion molecule binding; actin binding. NCBI's taxonomy places the organism in Eukaryota, Metazoa, Chordata, Actinopteri, Cypriniformes, Catostomidae. Gene Ontology annotation, cellular component: filopodium; plasma membrane; apical part of cell. The transcript has 14 exons. The record is from RefSeq and is a predicted model, not a curated record. The coding region runs from base 226 to 1974 and encodes 582 amino acids. Gene Ontology annotation, biological process: positive regulation of protein localization to early endosome; regulation of organelle assembly; regulation of cell shape.
UGGAUCCGCUGUCAUUCAGCUGAGCUUACAAAGGUGAGCACACCGUCAGCCAUUUCCCAUCGCCGGACUCCGUACUCAUUUCCGCGGAGGAAGGGGAGACUUUCGGGCGAAGCUGGACUCAACUGACUCACCGUGAUCAUACCUGCUUUGGAGGCUCCGUGGAAAGUUCCGAAUUGUUCUGAAGCUUUGUGACAUUUUGACACGAGAUUUACAACCGGAUUCAAAAUGCCGAAACCACUAAAUGUUCGUGUUACUACGAUGGACGCUGAGCUGGAGUUUGCCGUUCAGCCCAGCACAACUGGCAAGCAGCUCUUUGACCAGGUGGUGAAGACCAUAGGAUUACGUGAAGUAUGGUACUUCGGACUACAAUAUAUGGACACCAAAGGAUACCUUACAUGGUUGAAACUUGAUAAAAAGGUCUCCUCUCAGGAUGUAAAGAAGGAGAACCCCCUCCAGUUUAAGUUCCGUGCCAAGUUCUUCCCAGAAGAUGUGUCAGAGGAGUUGAUCCAGGAGAUCACUCAGAAGCUGUUCUUCAUGCAAGUGAAAGACAGCAUUCUCAGUGAUGACAUCUACUGUCCUCCAGAGACUGCUGUGCUUCUGGCCUCCUAUUCAGUGCAGGCCAAAUUUGGUGAUUUCAACAAGGAAGUGCACCGGCCUGGAUACCUGACAUCUGAUCGCCUCCUGCCCCAACGGGUUCUAGACCAGCACAAGUUAUCGCGUGACCAGUGGGAGGAGAGGAUUCAGGUGUGGCAUGAGGAACACCGUGGAAUGUUGAGAGAGGACGCAAUGCUGGAGUAUUUGAAAAUAGCUCAGGAUCUAGAAAUGUAUGGAGUGAACUAUUUUGACAUCAAGAACAAGAAGGGAACAGAGCUGUGGCUGGGUGUGGAUGCCCUGGGCUUAAAUAUCUAUGAGAAAGAUGACAAACUCACUCCGAAAAUUGGAUUCCCCUGGAGCGAAAUAAGAAAUAUUUCCUUCAGCGAUAAGAAGUUUGUCAUCAAGCCUAUUGAUAAAAAAGCUCCAGAUUUUGUGUUCUACGCCCCCCGUUUGCGCAUAAAUAAACGUAUCCUACAGCUGUGCAUGGGGAACCAUGAACUGUACAUGCGCCGCAGGAAGCCGGACACCAUCGAGGUGCAGCAGAUGAAAGCGCAGGCUCGAGAGGAGAAACAACAGAAACAGAUGGAGAGAGCUCAGCUGGAGAAUGAGAAGAAGAGACGAGAGGCCAUAGAGAGAGAGAGAGAGCAGAUGGAGAAAGAGAAACAGGAGCUCAUGAUGAAACUCUACCAGUUUGAGGAGAAGACCAAAAAAGCAGAGAAAGACCUGCAGGAGCAGAUGCAGAGGGCCAUACAGUUGGAGCAUGAACGGAGACUGGCAGAGGAGGAGGCCACCAGGUUGGAGUCGGAGAGGCAGAUCGCCCUGCUUGCGAAAGAGGAACUGGCCCGACAAGCUCAGGAUCAGCUGAAGAGUCAGGAACAGCUGGCUGCAGAGCUGGCAGAACAUACUGCUCGGAUUGCACUCCUGGAAGAAGCCAAAAGACGCAAGGAGGAGGAAGCUGAGACAUGGCAGAACAGAGCUCGGGUAGCCCAGGAUGACCUGGCCAAGACCCGAGAGGAGCUUUAUACAGCAGUGUCAACACCUCUCCCUCCACCACCACCCGCCUAUGAACACUAUGAGAAUGAGUUGGAAGAUGGGGAGGAGAGCGCCAGUAGCUACAGCACAGACCUGCAAACUGAAGGAAUCGAUGACCACCGCCACGAAGAGCAGCGAAUCACUGAGGCAGAGAAGAACGAACGAGUGCAGAAACAGCUGCUGGCUCUGACUUCAGAGUUGGCCCAGGCUCGUGACGACACCAAGAAGACUCCGAACGACCUGCUGCACACAGAAAACGUGCGUGCCGGCCGAGACAAAUACAAAACUCUCCGGCAGAUCCGUCAGGGCAACACGAAACAGAGAAUUGACGAGUUUGAGGCCUUAUAAAAUAUUCAGACCAGGAAAUUAGACUUUGGUAGUAAAGGAAGCAAUGAGUCUCUUAAGUCCUUGUCUGGUUUUUUCUGUCCCUACUUCUGAGUGGUCAAUGCAAGAGUCAUAACCUGCGUACAGCACACUUUUCAAAUGCAACACAGCUCUGAUUAGGUAGAUUUGGAGAAGACUGGUUCAGCGCACUAAAAUCUGAAUGAAAACUAUUUAAAAUUCACAAGGAUUAUUAUUACAUUUAAUAUAACUCCACACAGAUAAAGAUGUUUACCCCUUAAUGGCAUAGAUCGUAUUUCACAAGCACAAACCACUGACUUUUUCACAGGCUGUAUUGAAAUAAAUCUGUUUUUGCCAUGAAAAUAUGAAACUCCAUAUUUCUACACACGUGCCAACAAUGCAUCCCCUUUUGUUAUUUACAUGAUUGUUUGAAAUUCAGUAAACUGACUAAAUUACAGUUUUAACCAGUUUUGGGUUGUAAUAAGGCAUUGAUUUUGAAGUGUAUAUAUAUUGAUAAUGACACACUCAGCGCAGGGCUUGGCAGUAUGAUCUUAAAACAUAUGUAAUGUCCUAUAUUAAAACUUUCAUUCAUGUUGAAUAUGCA